ACACUCUCUCUCUCUCUCACUCACUCACCAUUGAAAUUGCAUUGCAUUUAACAACAUCAACUUGGGUUUUUGUCUUAGUAUCAAUAUAUCAUAGAGUGAGCGAGUGUGUGUGUCCCCCACCUCCAUGUGCUUCUAAAGCUGCUUCCGUUGUUCCGGGUCUUCAUGUUUCACUUCUACUUUAAGUUUACAACUUCUCCUCAAUUCUAAUCUUGUGUUCCCCAUUUGGAUAGAGAGUCAUACUCACACAACACAAAGAUCAUGGGAGUGGAUUUAAGGCAAGUGGUGGCUGGUGUGCUUACCCUCACAAUGUUCGUCAUGCUUAUACAUAUGAUCAAAAGGGACCAUUUUGAUGCGGUUCAAGAUAAACUUCCUGGAACAGAGGAUGUCAGUUUUGAUAAUGCAAACUUUGAGACUACUCAUGUUAGAAAGAAUAUAGGGAUUUGGAAGGGAGAUGCUGAUGAGUUAAAACCAUGCUGGGUUAAGCCAUCUGAAGACAACAUGGAGCAGAGUGAGGGAUUUGUUACUUUUUCGCUAACUAAUGGCCCAGAGUACCAUAUAUCUCAGAUAGCAGAUGCAGUGCUUGUUGCCCGUAGUCUUGGGGCAACACUUGUCAUCCCUGAAAUUAGAGGAAGUCAACCAGGUGACAAGAGGAACUUUGAGGACAUUUAUGAUGUUGAUGUGUUCACGAAAAGCAUGGAAGGAGUGAUCAGAGUGGUUAAGGAUCUUCCUGCUCAUAUAUCAACACAUAAAAUUGCUGCAGUGAAGGUCCCUAAUCGGGUUACAGAAGACUACAUAGCUAAACAUGUUGAACCUAUUUACAGAUCCAAGGGGAAUGUAAGGCUUGCUACUUACUUUCCUUCAAUAAACAUGAGAAAAUCUGGGGAAAAAGGUGAUGCGGAUUCUCUUGCAUGCUUAGCAAUGUAUGGAAGCUUAGAGUUGCAGCAAGAAAUGCAUGACCUUGUUGACUCAAUGGUUCAAAGACUUAGGACUUUAAGCCGAAAGUCUGACGGCCAAUUUAUAGCUGUGGAUUUGAGGGUUGAGAUGUUGGAUAAGAAGGGUUGCCAAGGAAGUGAUAGUGGUAAAGAGAAGAGCUGCUUCAACGCUCAAGAGGUUGCAAUGUUUCUGAGGAAGAUUGGUUUUGACAAGGAUACUACAAUCUAUGUGACACAAUCAAGGUGGGAUGGAAGCCUUGAUUCUCUUAAAGAUUUGUUCCCUAAAACUUAUACAAAGGAAGCCAUCAUUCCCGCAGAUAGGAAGAAAAAGUUCCUAGAUUCUGAAGAUUCUGAGUUGGAGAAAGUGAUUGACUUUUACAUUAGUUCUGAGAGUGAUGUUUUUGUACCAGCAAUUUCAGGUCUAUUUUAUGCAAAUGUAGCUGGUAAGAGAAUUGGUUCUGGUAAAACCAAUAUACUUGUUCCGGCUAAUAUUCCCGAUUCUUCUGCUACUGCCUCAAGUUUCUUGUCCCAUUAUGUCUCCAAGAAAAACCACUUUGCCUAUUCUUGUUACUGUUAGUUUGAAGAUAAAGACAUUCUAGCAUCCGGUAGCAAAUGUUGUGUCCCCAUUGUUUUGGGAAUUUCAGUGUUAUGGCCUAAGGCCUUUUGUUUGAGUGUUCACCAAAAAUUGAAGUUACCGUCAUUUGAGGCAUGUACAUGGGGCUUUCUGAACUCAUAUUUAGUUUGUAAAAUUAUGGCUGCCCCAUAUUUAUUUUUCAUAACUGGUGAAACAAUUGAUAGUUCAUUCAUUUUCUUGAUUUAGUGCA
Messenger RNA from Cajanus cajan (pigeon pea), 1756 nucleotides. RefSeq names its product protein MANNAN SYNTHESIS-RELATED 1. Lineage: Eukaryota; Viridiplantae; Streptophyta; Magnoliopsida; Fabales; Fabaceae. The record is from RefSeq and is a predicted model, not a curated record.